CUGCAUUACACGUGAUGCUCAGUGGCUUGACCGUCACAGGGAGAGUCACGCAUUGUUUCUGGACGAACGAAAACAAACAGCGCAAGCGCUAGCAAGACUUAUUCUCCAAGAUGGCUGACGUUACCGACCCCGCUGUUGCUGCCGAGAUGAAGAAAAAGAGAACGUUCAGGACGUUCUCGUACCGUGGUGUUGAGCUCGAAAAGCUCCUGGAUAUGAACAACGAAGACUUCGUCGAACUCGUUCACGCCCGUGCUCGUCGUCGCUUCCAACGUGGUCUUAAACGCCGUCCUAUGGGUCUCAUUAAGAAGCUGCGCAAGGCCAAGAAGGAAGCACCCCCAAAUGAGAAGCCUGCUGUUGUCAAGACCCAUCUGCGCGACAUGAUUGUCGUCCCAGAGAUGAUUGGGAGUGUUGUGGGUAUUUACAAUGGAAAAGUCUUCAACUCUGUGGAAAUCAAACCUGAGAUGACCGGUCACUACCUUGGUGAAUUCUCUGUCUCAUACAGACCUGUUAAGCACGGUCGUCCCGGUAUUGGUGCAACGCACUCUUCCCGAUUCAUUCCUCUGAAGUAAUUGUCGGACUCGGAGGCCUCUCUGUUGUAUCCAGGUUGUAUCUCAUGCUUGCACGACCACACAAUUCAUAUAUCAAUGAUGAAAUCGUGUACAGUAUUUGACAACUAGUUCGCCUGUUCUUUGCUCUGCUACACGCUCCCCAAAAUGCCAUCCUU
Lentinula edodes (shiitake mushroom) is the source of this 724-nucleotide messenger RNA. RefSeq names its product ribosomal protein S19-domain-containing protein. The transcript has 7 exons. The coding region runs from base 111 to 569 and encodes 152 amino acids. The record is from RefSeq and is a predicted model, not a curated record. Lineage: Eukaryota; Fungi; Basidiomycota; Agaricomycetes; Agaricales; Omphalotaceae. Gene Ontology annotation, cellular component: cytosolic small ribosomal subunit; ribosome. Gene Ontology annotation, molecular function: structural constituent of ribosome. Gene Ontology annotation, biological process: translation; ribosomal small subunit assembly.